Schistosoma haematobium is the source of this 11133-nucleotide messenger RNA. RefSeq lists its product as uncharacterized. The transcript is spliced from 8 exons. NCBI's taxonomy places the organism in Eukaryota, Metazoa, Platyhelminthes, Trematoda, Strigeidida, Schistosomatidae. The coding region runs from base 7720 to 8616 and encodes 298 amino acids. The record is from RefSeq and is a predicted model, not a curated record. Gene Ontology annotation, molecular function: cyclin-dependent protein serine/threonine kinase regulator activity. Gene Ontology annotation, biological process: positive regulation of transcription by RNA polymerase II. Gene Ontology annotation, cellular component: nucleus; mediator complex.
CGACGCUAAAACGUUUUUGACUUUGUAUACAGUGUUCGUUCGUCCUAAACUUGAGUACUGCAUACAAGCGGCAAGCCCCUGCUUUAAAAAAGACAGUGAGCUUCUGGAAAAGGUUCAGAGAACGGCAACUAAGCUGGUUCCCGGAAUAGCGAAGCUUCCGUAUGAAUCUCGACUGGCCAAGCUGAACCUUUUCCCGUUGUCAUAUCGCAGAACUAGAGGGGACUUGAUUACAGUUUUCAAAUUGCUUAGUGAUAAAUUCGCACCUAACAUGCCCUCAUUUUUCUUGUCUUCCGAAACAGAGAAUUUACGAGGACACUCCGAAAAAGUUCACAAGCCCAGGACAAAUUACUUGUCAGCUGACUAUCGACUUUCCCAUCGAAUCAUAAACGAGUGGAAUUCAUUACCUCAGCACGUGGUUGAGGCUCCAUCCGUCGACUCAUUCAGAAGAAAGUUGGAUCAACUGAGAGACCACCAUUGCCAGGACUAACAUAGGCCAUCGAGCCUCCUGUCCUUCCCAAACUGAAACUGAAACUGAAAUGAUCAAUCAGUCAAUCGACUAAAUACUCAGUGGAUCUUCGCUACUGUUAACUGUCAGCAUUUGCGAUUUACAGGUGUUAAAAUCAAGGAGGUUGGUGACGGUCUAACCGUACACUGUACACGAAAAAUAUUAAAAAUUAUUAAAAAUUUGAUGUAUAUUAUGAUGAAACAUGAGUCACUCUUCAACACUUAUGAUCAACGUAUUACAAGUGUGCUAAUUCAAGAUACAAGUCUGGUCAUUUAUAAACAGUGAUACCGAUGGUUGUCAAAUGUAGUAGGCUUGCAGUAUUGGAUUUUUGUGUUUUUUCUCGAGAAUCCAGUGAUUCCAGUUUUCAAAUAGGUCUAUACUACGUGAUUUUUCUGAGAAAGACUAGUGCUGGGUUAUAAUCACAUCUGACUGAUCAACUGAACAAUGUUGGUGCGACAUUAUAAGCCCUCUAUCCGUGGACUAUACUAAUGUGGAAGUGAUUAAGGUUGGUUAUUGGAAUCCACCCCCUUUGUGUACCGAGAAAUCAGCAAGGUAAAUAAUAAUUUGUUGGUUAAUAUUAUAGGAGUGACUCGGGAAGUCACUAUAAUAAUAUUCGUGAGAUGCGAACACAUUGUGAGAUAAUUUAGACGCGGUUUCUCGUUUGGAAAUCUAAUUUGCACAAUCUUACCGGUCACCCAAGCAUUUCAGUCACUUACAAAUCCGCAAGCAGAGAUGAUGGGUGAUUAUUCAAAAGGUCAAAACACACUCAUUUCGUCCUACUGGAACUCAUCAGCUGCGCAACGUUUCGUGUGGUUUAUGACAAUAUCGUGGAGAUCAUCCCGAAGAACCUUGAUCAACUUCAGCGUUUAGCAUCACAAACGAGGAAAUUCAAAUCCUUUUUGCUGAAUUCAAAUCACCCAACAUUUUCAUUCUUUAAAUGAACAUAUUAUGUUAUACUGGUGUCUAGGUAGGUAUUACAAGCAUUUAUUUAUGCACUACAAUAAUAUAUCUGAUCCCUAAAUCGUAGAUCUACCUUGGUGUGCCUACCCAAUCUAUAGGAUGUUGUGUGGAAGUCACACGAUUGUCUACACUGAUUCAUCCCAUCAUGUUAGUUAGAAUCAUGCUGUUAAGAAGUUCCGUCGAACAUAUUUGGGUAGAUUAUAGAAAGAUGUAUUCGAUGCGAAAAAGAAGACGUUACACGAUCUGACCACGUCUGUAUGGCUGACCUUUACCUUACAGUCCAAGCAUUCCUGCGUUCACCGUUUCAGCUUCAGUUUGGAAAAGACAGUAGGCUGGAUUGUCUCUAUUUGUCCUGUCCUUUGUCUGAUAGAGGUUCAAUCAUUUGUUAGAGUGAUGAAUUCUAUUCGUUCAUAAUUCGAGGAAAAAGUUAAAAGACAGCUGACAAGUGAUUUGUUCUGAGCUUUUGAAUUUUUUAGUGUUCCAAGUUCUUUGUUUUGGAAGACCAGAAAACACUAAUAAUCUCCGAGGUCAUAACAAGAAGGUUCGCAAACUGCAAUCUAACAAACUUAAUGUGGGGUCCCGUUUUUCUCAUCGAGUAGUCAGUGACUGGAACAUCUUACUCAAACAAGUGGUAUUAGCCCCAUCAGUGAAUAUUUUAAAAGAAAAGCAGAACCUUCACUGGAAGGCAAUCUGUCAGGAUUAACACAGGUUCACCAACCUACCAUCCUUAAUACUGAAGACUGUCAGCGCAAAUUUUGUUGCUUACGGCACACCCAGUAUUUCUGAAUCUUUGUGCAAACUAGUCGAAACCAUAUCUGUUUUUUUUUAAAAUUUGGCGUUACUUGUAUAAAAUGUUGUAUCCAAAAUAAAACUAAGUUUUUUCUGGUUGAAAUUGUAAUUUUUAUAUAUCAUUCAAUAGCACUCAUCUUUCCAGGCGUAUGUGACUGUUUAUAUGUACCUUGUUGGCAGCAUUUUCUCGCCUGACCAAUAAGUUGAGAUUUCUGAAAGCUUAGAAUUCCAUGGAAAACUUAUGUAUGAUUGUCGUUCACAUAUAAUAAGUUGGAAAACCUGUUUUUCUGAUGAGAUUUCUUACUAGCAAUAAUUAUUCUGGUAUAGGUGGGAAAUUGGAAACAUCUAGCAACGUUUGGUUGUUAGUUUAGGUUCUUCAGAUACUUUUUGUGUGUACAUAUCCGGACUCCUAAACAGGACUAAGCCAGUCACUGUAAAGUUAAACAAGUUAACAAAAACUAGUUCAUGCGUGACACUAUAACACAUCAAAUAAAAAAAUCUACCAAGUAAUGUUUUCGCGUUGUUUCACCGCAUCUCCACGAAGCCUAUGCUGAUGCAACGAGAUAAAGAUAUGCUGCUUAUAAUGGCUGGGAUAACUAAGAACAGGAGUCAUGGAAUCUUUGAUUGGUCCUGUACCUUACCAUUAGAUAGACAGUUAAAAUAAUAUCAAUCUAAUAUCUUAUUUUCAUGUCGUUCGUUUUAGAGACUUCAUGGUCAACGAUUUUUAAAAUGAGGACAUAACCAUCGUAAAUCGCGUUGCUAUAUAGUGUGUCAUGGCACGAAGUUUUUGGCGCAGUUCAAACUAUUUAGAGUGGUUAUUGGAUCGUCAAGAUGUAAUGAUACAUAGAGCGAAUGAUUUAAAAAUUCUUGGUAGCGAAGAAGAAUAUCAGAAAGUAAUGCUUUUCUUUACUGAUGUCAUUCAAGCAUUUGGCAAAAGCGUUGAAGUCCGUCAACAAGUAAUUGCAACCGCUUUAGUAUAUUUCAAAAGAUUUUACAGUCGCAAUUCAUUUAAGACUAUCGACCCAUGGUUGAUGGCUCCAUCGUGUCUGUUUUUAGCAUCUAAAGUUGAGGAAUUUGGCGUAGUUUCUCAAAAAAAUCUAAUGACAUCAUGUCGUAAUGUGGUUCAUAGUCAUUAUUUAAUCUAUUUUCCUGAUGGUUACGGUUAUCCAUAUCGUGCUCAAGAUGUAUUGGAAUGUGAAUUUAUUUUACUUGAAGCAAUGGUGAGAUUGUUGUUUUGGUUAAUUUGUGAUAUUAAGAAAAUGGGGGUGAUGUCAUUUUAUUGUCGAAAAUAAUUCGUGGAAAAAUAUUGGUCAUGAGGGUUGGAGAGUUGGGACUAUUUUUUAUGUUCACAUCCUACCAAUAAUAAAGUAAAUUAAGUACGACCAUAACAGAGAGAUUAUCCUUGGUUCUAUCAAUCGUGGUUUGAUAUAUAGUCAUAAGCUGUGUAAAGCUUUGGCUGAUAAGGUACAGUAGUCCUGGAAGUGGUAGAUGGUAUUUAUGGAGCCAUUAAGCUUUUCUUUGCGUCUUUGAGGGAGAUAAUUAUAAGCACUAAAUUUUGGUGUAAGCUUUUUGCCCACUUGCAUUCCACAUCAAGCAGUAAUACAUUUUCUGUUUUAGUCAUAAUUGAAUUCUGAAGUUCUCCAAAUAUUUUAUUUUCAGGAUUGUUCAUUAGUCGUCUUCCAUCCUUAUCGUCCGUUGGUACAGUUUUGUGAUGAACUUCGCCCUCAAAUGCAUGAGUAUGCUGACGUACUGUUAGAGCGUGCUUGGUAAGUCGUUUCCUGUAAACCUUCGUACAGAACAUUUUAGGUUAUUAAACAAACACACCGAAGGUCUAUAUGCUAUUUGUCUCAACCAAAAACUUUAUGUAUUUCUUGCAAAUUAUGUCUGUAUGUUGUGGUCAGUGUUGCUUGUGGAGUACUAAUCUGGACACUUCGGGUUCAUACAAUUUAGUCUCAGUUUAGAAUCCAAGUGAUCGUAUAGUACUUUUUGAGAAAAUGCACGAUAAUGUCUGCAGCUCAUCAAAUCAGUAGUAAUAAUUUUAUCUUAUAUGCGAGUAUCGGUAAUCGAGGAUUUUCAUUAUCGAAAUUGUCCUCGUUUACUGAUGAUCAGCCCAACUAUCUUAUUUCCACUUAGCUACUUUGAUCACUGAAGAAGUCGAAAAUCCACAUUCUGUAUCCGAACAACGGUUAAUCAUCAUUGGAUAUCAGGACUCUACUAAUUCAGGAGAUUGCACAAAAUUGUCACAACGCACCAACUCAGUCGUUUAUAAGUAACAUAACUACCUGGUACACAUGUAGAUCAGCCUAAUCUGUUCAUACGAUAAGCUACUAUUCACAAAUCCAGCUUUAAUACAGUGAAUGCGACUAUUGCUAUCAUCAUCUUCACUGCCUCACUAACUCGAGUAAGAAGUCGAGUUGUUGUUUAGAAGCUUGUUGAUCCAAGAACCAGUAAAACCCAAAAUACAUUUAUGAUAUCAGAUGGGUUUUGUGGAGAUUGUAGUAAUUUCAAUGGUUAAGAUCAUGAGUCAGUUGAAGCUAGACCACCCUGGAAAACCUGGAAGCACUGGACGUCCGUCUAUCGAUUAUGAUUAUCACAGUUUACGAUUCGAAUAAUUGUCAAUGAACACAAAUCAGUGAGGAACGUAUUGAAAGUCUAUAAACAGAAUUUACACUUAAUUAUUUAAUGUAACAAGAAUUCAUCUUAAAUCGAUAUUGAUUUUCUUUCUAUGUUGUAUUUAAGGAUUCCAUACCCCCAACAUGUCUGAAGUUACCAUACCACAUCAGUACAGCAAGAUAAAAUAGUAGCAGUAGUACCAGUGAUAGUAAGAAAGAUCUGACAUCGAGGAUAUAAUCCGAGAAAAAAAGAGAAAAUACAAGGAAAUAAUAGGUACCAUCUCUACAUAACGUAUCCUCCAUACAGUCAUUCUUUGUUCUUAAUGCUCAUUAUCAUACAUUCCUGUCUUUACUGUUUGAUGCGUAUGGCUAAAUCAACUGCAAAAGGGAAAAUAACCAACAACACUGAUCUUCAGAAUAAGAGGAGCUUCGAAAAACUCAAAGCGAUUGUCGAACACUGUUUACACACUUUGGUACAAGACUUGCAGUCAUCAUACCUUUAUUGAGUUAACCGUUCCAUUUAUUCAUAAUUAUGAUUCCAUAGUCUGUACAUAUGAUUCCACACUACUUUGUCAAAUUUGGGAUCCCAUUACAUGUUUCGGAAACUCAUAUUUAUUAAUGAAUUAUUUCACUUUACCACUACUCUUAAGGUAUUUCUAACUAUCUUAGGAUCUUUUGAAACCUUAGGACUAUUGGGUAACUGGAUUUUUCUAAUUCGUACAUCUAAGAUGAACUCACAAAUCAAUGAAUUAAUUGUAUACUUUUUUUAAAUAUGCUGCAAAUGAUUACAAUAUAUUUUCGAUCAUCUUUUUUUGUCGAUAUAUGUAAAGGUGGCUAGUAAAUGAUAGUUUUCGAACAGACGUGUGCCUGCAUUAUCCUCCCUAUAUAAUUGCUCUAGGUAUGUUCUUUUUUUACCAUAUGUAUUAUUAAGUCCUUAUUUCUCUUAGAUUCUAAUGAGCUUUAUGUAAAGUCCGACUGGCUACUUUAUUUCAUUUCAUUUAAAAUAUUAAAGUUUCUGAACAACUGGCCACUACAGUAAUCAUUACUAAUUGAGUGAGUGCCCGAGCCUUUAACUACAAGAUCUCAUCCCCAAGGUAGUGGAUUAGCACCAAGUGAUGCGAUCUCUCGAUAGCCAAUGACCAGAGUAGAUUCAUACUCCAUUUGUUCUUUCAGGACCUUGAAGCCUGUAUGCAUUAGUGAGUUUCGCAAACCCCUAGAUAGGUCUCUCAAAUCCAUCAACUCUGUUUAAUUUACUGAUGCCCACUUUUUCUCAUCAUUAUGGUAAAAAUACCUUCAUCAUGAGACGCUAAUGAUUAAAGGUUUCAUGAAAGAGUCUACAGACACAAUACCUUAUGAAAGCACUUCGAAAACUAGGACAAACUACUCACUUUCAACUGUAACAUUGCAUUGUAAAGCAUUCCUUUGCGUAAUAAAUUAGUUUUUUGUGACAGUUAUGUAGGGUCUUUUAUGUCAAAAUUUAUCUUAUAAUUCAUUCAUGCCACGUUUUUAACAUUUCAUUGUAUGCUAUCAGUUUGUAUACUAAUGAUAACACACUGCUUGUUAAAUAUUUUUUUUAAUUCUGUUGUGUAUGUAAUCUGUAAUAUAAAGAACUGUAAAAUUAUUCUUAUAAGACUUAUGCGUCCUCUCUAAUAAUCACUAUUUCACGUUUUUAUCAAUUUUAUCUGGAACAACCUAGAAGUCACAUUCUUUCUGGAAGUAUUAACUUACGUUUAUUUUUAUUACCUAAUUAUUCCUGUCAACCCAACCAUGCCCAUAAACUAUUAUGCACUCGAUACUAAUUUUCAGAAUAUAUUAUUAUUCAAAAUAAAACACAGGUUGUCUACAACUGGCCGUUGUGAUUAUUUCAAGUAAUCCUGACCUAUUAAUCGGCUCCGUCAAUAUCAGUUCAUCAUCAUUUAUGAAUUCCAGUCUAUCUAUUUCAUCAAAUAAACAUGGUUAUUUUGGGCACCAAACCCAAUCAACUGUCAAUCCUUCAUUAGUUGCUGAUCGUUGGUUCAGUGAAUUAAAUGUAGAUAUGGAAAGAGUGAGCAUAAACUUAUUUUUGUUUAUUUGAAUGAUUGUGUGCUGUUGUUUCUUUGCAAUAAGUAAAUAUUUUUGGUAGAUGGAUUUUGUUUCUAAGGUAAAAGGGAUUUUAUCAUCGGCUCAACAUUACGUGGGGUCUUGUUGACCUUUCUAAUUAUGAAUCCUUUUAUUUUAUCCAGUGUGCUCGCUUGUUAUUCAAGACAGAGAGAUAGUUUAAUACAUCGCAGAAGUACCUUAUGCUGGAUAAUUUGUAUUUAUUUUGUUGACCAUUCUAUUAACAACAUCUGCAGACGAAUCAGAACUGACAACACUUUAGAGUGGAACCAGAAAAAUGCCGUGCCAAAAAGGCACCACAACGUGUUUAAAGAAGAAUUGGGAGAAUGUACGAAGGCCAAAGCAUUGUUAACCCUAAAACCUGCAGCUACUUCCGUCUUUCGACCCAAAAGACCUGUACCUUAUGCUGCUCUUCCAAUAGUUGAACAAGAACUACAACGACUUCAGGAAAUGGGUGUUAUCGAACCUGUGAACCUCUCAAACUGGGCUGCACCAAUAGUGGUUGUCAAGAUGUCGAAUGGAAGCGUCCGUCUAUGUGCAGUCUCACCAGUAUCCGUUACCCUUACCAAAAGGUCUUUUCGCCAAGCUGGACGUUGGCAAAUAUUUUGGGAAAUCGGACUUAUCAGACGCGUAUCUACAAAUCCCGGUAUCUGAUGAAAAAAAGAUCUCCUGACGAUCAACACACACAAAGGUCUGUUCCGGUAUAACCGACUACCUUUUGGUGAGAAGACGGCUCCCUCUAUUUUCCAGCAAAUUAUGGAUACUGUGUUACAAGGUAUCCCAGGGGCAGCAGCUUAUUUAGACGAUAUCACAAUUAUGGCAGCAGACAAAAUGGACCUGCAGAAGAAACUGGACCAGGUACUAGAAUGCAUAGCCGAUUAUGGUUUUCACCUCCGAGCGGAAAAGUGUGACUUCUAUAUGCAGCAAGUACGGUACCUUGGGUUCAUAAUAGAUAAAGGUAGGAGACGACCAGACCCAGAGAACAUUGAAGCUGUGAGAACAAUGCCUAGACCUAGGGACAUUCCUACCCUACGAUCGUCCUUGGGACUGGUCAGCCAUUAUGGUGCCUUCCUCCCCAAACUCCAUCUUCUACAUGCUCCACUAAACCACCUACUACAAAAGAGUACAAGAUGGAAUUGGUCUGCGGACUGUCAAGCAUCUUUCGAGAAAAUCAAGCAACUCCUAACUUCCAAUCUCUUAUUGACGCAUUAUGAUCCUUCGCUACCAAUGGUCGUUACCUCAGAUGCUUCUAACCAUGGUGUGUGCGCAGUUAUCACUCACAAUUUUCCUAAUGGGUCUGAAAAACCUAUCUCCCACUCUGCCAGAUCUUUGACACCGACCGAAAGGAACUAUAGUCAAAUUGAGAAAGAAGCCCUAUCAAUUAUCUUUGCAGUGAAAAAGCUCCAUAAGAUGAUGUAUGGUCGACAUUUUACCCUAAUAACAGACCAUAAGCCACUACUUGCAGUUUUGGGGUCAAAGAAAGGAAUUCCUGUUCAUACAGCUAACCGACUUCAACGAUGGGCAACCACACUUCUGGGUUACGAUUUCAAGAUCAUUUAUCAGUCUACUACCGCCUUCGGGCAAGCUGACGCAUUGUCAAGAUUAAUAGGCUUCCAAUCAAAAACCCCAGAGGAGACUCUUGUAGAAAUAUAAAAGCCGAGGAAGAAGUUCAUCGCGUAUUGGAUGACGCAAUCAAUGGACUCCCAGUAACCUUUGAAAACAUCAAGAAGAUCACUGAAUGUGAUAAGACAUUGAGCACAGUCAAAUGCUAUCUCCCGAUCAAAUGGCCAAACAAUCGUCUCGACGGAAAACUUGCAAUAUUUUCGUCGACGGGACUCACUAAUGGUUAUCGACUCAUGUGUUAUGUCCGGUGAUCGAAUUGUUGUUCCGAAGUUAUUACGUCACAGUGUUCUCAAGCAGUUUCACAGUGGCCAUCCUGGAAUCAGUAAAAUGAAAUCGUUGGCUCGUAGUUAUGCUUAUUGGCCGUCAAUCGACAAAGAUAUCGAGAAUAAAUGCCGUAACUGUCCAUCAUGCAUUUAAGCUGCUAAAACUCCUUUGAAAUGUGAGCCAACGCCUGCAGGACCCUGGGUAAGACUUCACGCAAAUUUUGCUGGUCCAAUCUAAGGAAAAAUGUUUCUAAUUAUUGUGGAUGCAUUUACUAAGUGGCCAGAGGUAUAUACCAUGCUUAAUUGUACGACAUCAGAAACAGUCCACAAGUUGUCUACCUUGUUUAGCUGCUACGGAGUUCCAGAGACCUUAGUAACUGAUAAUGGCUCGCGAUUCAUCGCAGAAUCGUUUAAGUAUUUCUGCAGCGCAAAUGAAAUAACUCAUCUUUGUUCUCCGCCCUAUCAUCCGCAAUCGAACUGACAAGCAGAACAUUUUGUGGACACUUUUAAACGAGCAUUACUGAAAAGGAGAAGCGAAGGUACAACUGGACAGAUAAUCACAAAAUUUUUAACACCCUACAGAACCACUCCGAACCCAAAUGUUCCGGAUGGUAAGUCUCCUGUUGAAGCCAUGUUCGGACCGUUUUCAACGCCAUGUUGCCAUUCAAUUAGUGGAUGAGCACAGUCACAAUCCAAAUAUCCGGAGCUUUAAUGUUGGUGACGAAGUUUUCAUUAAAUACUACCUCGGGAAGAACCGAUGGGAGCCGGGGAAAGUUGUACAAAAAUUGGGAAAAGUUUUGUACAGAGUCCGAGGAACUUUUGGAACAUAUAUACGACAUACGAAUCAGAUCCAUAAAGACAAAAGAACGAUGCAGACUCAAAAUAACCAGCCGAAUCUUCCGUUAGAGUUAAUCUUAGACAUCGACUUUACAUAUGCCCAAGGACACUGAAAAUAAGCUUCGGUCAAGGAAGACGCCGCCGGAAACCAGUUGUCAAGCCAAAAGUGGAUCCUAGAAAGAAAUCUUAUUCGGGGAGGUGUUAAGUCGGCUCCCGAGAACUACAACGGAGCCUCCAGAGGCCCUAAUUGAGCCGAAGGGUUUCAGCCAAUCAGAGCACGAGGGAGCUUUCUAGAAUAUUAACGUGGUAUGCUACUAUUGGUCAGUAGCAUAAAAUAUCUUUCAGCGGAUUGGCCAAAAUAUAAACUACCUUGAUUGGUUUAAUGAUUUCGUAUAUGCAUAUGAAUAUUACUGUAUAUUAGAGUAAAGCCUGAUGAGGAUCUAGUCGGAAAUAAUAUUGUUCGCUUAUAAAUGUUGUUCUAAAUUUACAGUAUGGAAAUAUUUCAAAUUUUAAUGUUGAUUUGACAAAUGCUAAUAAUCUAUAAAUACCCGUGUUUUUUUGUACAAGAAGGGACCUUCGGAGUAAAGUGCUUUUCGCUUAAUUUGCGCCUUUUCUCGUGUGUUCAGGUCGCUGCAUAGUUCUAGCUUGCGGGUUACCAGAAUAGCUUAGGAACCGAAUAAAGCGUUCAAAUUAGCAAGACUUAUCACAAUGAAAACUAUAAAACAUAUAUAUGUCAUCUUAAUCCGACUUAUUACAUUAGUCAGGUGAAGUUGAUUUGGUGAGCACAACUUCAUAUAUACACUGAUAACUGAUCUCUCAGCAAACAUGUAAUGAUAACCAUGAUUUUGAGUUUAAGCCGAUUGGUCAGUGGUUAAAGUGCUCGACUUUCAACUACUAGGUUGAAAUUCAUUGCACUUCUGUCUAAAUAACCACCCAGUGUCAUUAAAAAAUGAGAAAUCAGUUGAUGAGGUAGCGAACGUUCAUAUGUAUCAAGUAUCCCCAAUAACCACCUAUCUGGACCCUUGAUGAUGACUGUUGUAUGAGUAGGUUCGACGAAAUCUAUAAGCAGUCAAGCCAAAACAUGCCAUCGGUCCAUGAAGUCAUUUACUGUUGGAUCGAGCCGUGUUAGUGGGUGCAGUUUACCUAUUCGGGGUCCUUGUAAUCAUCCCAACUAGUGGUUGGAGACGACGAAUGUUGUCGCUCAAAAUUGGUCGUAAUGGGGCAAAUCUGCUUACUCUUUGUUUUUCCUUGGUUCUUUCAUUCUCGAAUCACAUGUAAGCGACUACUGCUGCUACUCGUCUUCAUAAUUUCAUCCCGCUGUGCUGACAUGAUGUGGCAAUUUGGACAGAUGCACAUAUGUGCCAUGUUCUACAUUGUUUAUGACUGACUAUUGUCAUUAGCAUUUACAUAAAAUGUAGUUGGAAGGCAAGUGCAUUUAAUUACCGAA